AUGCAUGGGCCACUAGCAGACGCUGUGGCUAGGCCGCCAUGCACCUGUAGCCCGGGCUGUCAGCUACAGGUCACAUGUCUCGUCCUCCCGGCCUCGCAAACGGUGUUCCCGCCCCUGAGCCAGUCACAGCUCGUGGAUUUCCUCGUCGAUAAGACCACUUCAACUGCCACCAUUCAGCCCCCAGAGCGGCCGGGCAAUCCCUCCUCCUCUGUUCCUGUUACAGACCUGACCGCAUCCUCUGUCAACGACAAUCCACGCUCGACCGGCGCUUUUGAGCGAGGAGGGAGUGUACAAUUGGCCGCGUCGCCCGACACGUACGAGCUCUCCGACUACAAAGAGAUUGCGGAGCGCAACAUCAUCGAGGACCGUCAACGCCAUCGAGAAAAGAAAAAGGCACUGAAACGGCAGUGGCUGGAGACACAGGACGAGAUGAAGUUCUCCCACAGCAUCCAGUUCAAUGCUGUUCCAGACUGGAGCAGCCAUUACAUUGCCUAUAGCAAUCUAAAGAAGCUGAUAUACCAACUCGAGAAGAAUGCGCACCAAGCGAGAGCCGGCGAUGCUGAGUCGCGACCCCUUAUAUCGAAUGAGGAGCCGGAAGAUGUCUUCAGCAAAUCACUCGGCAUAGAGCUGGAGAAAAUAUGCUCCUUUUAUUCUCUCAAGGAGGGGGAGCUGCUUGAGGAAGUCAGCCAGCUUCUACAUGAUGUAGGAGAGGGUCCAUCCAUGGAAACGUCCACCACAUUGCGUCCGACGCAAUCCGAAACCCACAGCACUCAUGCUCGGCCUUCCAGCCUGCGCAGCCAUGGCUCAGACGAUGAUGACAGCGCAACCGAUGAUGAUGAAACCACCGGUCUCACCAGACACAAGGGCAAGUAUGGUAGGAGACGGACCGCGGGAAGCAUCCCGGACAUGACUGCAUCUUCAGAGUUUGGUCGAUCUAGAAGAUAUAGCACAACCAUUGAUGACUAUGGCGACCAGUCCUUCAUCUUCGGCUCGACAUUGUAUUCGUCCGGUAUCAUGUUGAAGAAGCGCAUCAUAUCUCUUUAUGUGCAGCUUUGCGAACUCAAGUCCUACGUACAGCUUAACAAGACGGGCUUCAGCAAGGUCCUCAAGAAGUUUGACAAGAUUCUUGAUAAAGAGCUGCGGUCAUCCUACAUCAGCACCUAUGUCGAUACUGCAUACCCCUUCAAGCCAGAUACCAAGAAGCUGCUCGACGAAAACAUUGCCAAGAUGGAGGUUGCCUACGCCGACGUGGUCCUGGGCGGUGACGAGGAGCUUGCCAAGAAGGACUUGCGUUCCCAUCUCCGUGAGCAUGUUGUCUGGGAACGCAACACUGUUUGGAGAGAUCUCAUCGGUAUUGAGCGAAGAGCAGAGGCAGCCCGGUUUGGACAAACAUUGCUAGGACAAGAAUCCGGUAUCGCUCCGAAGAGACUACAGGGCGACGACGAGGCUGGGCCUGCAGAAACGCAAAUCAAAACGCCCAUUGGCAGAAUCAUUCUACCAUCAUGGCUAUCCAACAGCUCUGUGCUCACCCUAUUCAUCUCCGUGGCGGCUUUCCUCCUGCUCUUGUUUAUUCCCAUUUUGGAAAACGCUGAGCAGCAGAACUGCCUGGCACUUCUCGUUUUUGUCAGUUUGAUGUGGGCUACUGAGACUAUUCCUCUCUUUGUUACGUCCCUUUUCAUCCCUUUCUUAGCUGUCGUUCUCAGGGUGGUUCGUGAGGAGGAUCCGAGCAAGCCUCCAAAGCGCCUGACUUCAAAGGAAGCUACCGCCGCCAUCUUCUCUUCCAUGUGGUCGCCCGUUAUUAUGCUCUUGAUUGGCGGCUUCACUCUCGCUGCCGCUCUAUCCAAGUGCAAAAUCGACAAGCGUCUUGCAACGCUUAUCUUGAGCAAGGCUGGAACUCAGCCCAGAACUGUACUGAUUGCAAACAUGUUUGUUGCUGCCUUUGCGUCCAUGCUCAUCAGUAACGUUGCUGCCCCCGUACUCUGUUUCUCUAUCAUUGAGCCCAUGCUACGGACUCUGCCAUCGGACUCAAACAUGUCCAAGGCCGUCAUCAUUGGCAUUGCCCUGGCUUCAAACAUUGGCGGUAUGCUGUCGCCAAUUGCGUCGCCCCAAAACGUUGUGGCCAUGGGAAUCAUGUCUCCAGAACCGACUUGGCUUCAGUGGUUCUUCAUUGUCAUCCCCGUUGGCGUGGUCUCAAUCGUCUUGAUUUGGCUACUUCUGCUGAUUACGUUCCAACCCGGCAAAGGGACAUCCAUUGCACCUAUCCGUCCUCUCAAGGAGAAAUUUACUGCUGGGCAGUGUCAUACCCUCGAGUCUGUAUUUGGAGACAUGGGUGUUGUGGCCAUUAUUCCUAUUGUACUCUUCUUUGGCAUCGGCAUCUUGACCAAGGAAGAUUUCAACAACUUUCCCUGGACCAUCAUCAUCUUGGCCGCUGGUGGAUUGUCACUCGGCAAAGCUGUUAGAUCUUCGGGUCUGCUCCACACCCUUGCUGAGCUCGUUUCGCACAGAGUCGAGGGCAUGAGUUUGUACGGUGUUCUCGUCGUCUUUUCUUCCCUGAUUCUUGUCAUUGCCACCUUCAUCAGCCACACAGUAGCUGCCCUCAUCUUCCUCCCUCUGGUGUACGACGUCGGCGUGGCUAUGGACCAGCCGCACCCUAACCUCCUUGUUAUGGGUGGCGUCCUGAUGUGCAGCGCUGCGAUGGGUCUGCCUACCAGUGGCUUCCCCAAUAUGACCGCAAUUAUGAAGGAAGACGCUACCGGCCAGCGCUACCUGAGCGUGAAGCACUUCAUCAGCAGAGGUGUGCCAAGCAGCUUGAUUACCUUGGUGGUUGUCGUGACGCUCGGAUACGGCAUCAUGGAAGUUGCUGGCUUGGACUAG
This is a messenger RNA of Trichoderma breve, 2874 nucleotides long. RefSeq names its product SPX domain-containing protein. Gene Ontology annotation, biological process: monoatomic anion transmembrane transport; polyphosphate metabolic process; phosphate ion transport. Bases 1 to 2874 code for a protein of 957 amino acids. NCBI's taxonomy places the organism in Eukaryota, Fungi, Ascomycota, Sordariomycetes, Hypocreales, Hypocreaceae. The record is from RefSeq and is a predicted model, not a curated record. Gene Ontology annotation, cellular component: membrane. The transcript is spliced from 8 exons. Gene Ontology annotation, molecular function: phosphate transmembrane transporter activity.